AAGUACAAAGGAGUGUGUUGCUCUCAAAACAGUCCCACGUGUCGCAUGCAGGUCCUACCAGCCUUAAACAGUGGUGUCAUGAUAACUUUGGUAGUUUAGUAUAUGUUUUCUUUUUAAAUUCAGAUAUAUAGAUAUGUAGAGGCACUGGUGGUUUAGCGCAGAUGUCCGACGCGGGAGAGUGGCAGGUGGCGCGGCGGAGGAAAGGCGCGGCUCGGAGGGCAAAGACACCUCAGGUGGCCCCGAGCUGCCAGGAGCCGCUGGACACUGGGAAAACGGUCCAGCGGAUCAGAGAGGCAGUGUCUGAAUUGAGAUGUGAGGACUUCUGGCAACAAUGGAGAGAGCAACUGCAGAUGGCAGGAUUUCCCUCCACACCUGCAGUGGACGGGCAGGACACUGAAGUCCCAACGGAGCAGCAGGAGAGCGACGUGGAGAGGGAUGGUGGGACGCGCCCUGAGUUGGAGUGUGUGUGUUACGGUCUGGGCUCCUUCUCCUCCUGUGUCUCAGCUCGCUACCAGCUCGCCAUGUUACUGCUGCUGCUGGAGACACAGCAGAUCCCACUGAAGGACUGCUGUGUUUACGACCCUGUGUUUUCCUCUGGAGAGCGGGAAGUCCUGGGAGAGCUGGGUCUCACCGUGCUCUCUGAGAAUGAGGAAGGGAAGCGACUGACCAACAGGCCCACUCUCUUCUACCUGAUGCAUUGUGGGAAAGCCCUGUACAACAACCUGCUGUGGAGGAACUGGAGUACAGACACCCUGCCUCUGCUGAUAAUUAUUGGAAACAGCUUCUCUGGCAUACUGGACAGAAUGAUUGACAGAGAGCUCCAGCGAGAUUACAGCUAUAUUGUUCAGGCUGUGGCUGUGUGUGAGGAGAGGGCCCUGCCUUGUCCGUCCCGUCUGCUGGAUGUCUUCAACGACACGGCUGUCAUUACAUUCCCCCCAAGCAGCCUCAACAAACUCCCCCAGUCCACCUGGGCAGAGCCGCCUGAGCCACAGUACCUGCACUGCUCUGAUUUGGAGAUCAUACUGAAGGAAAAGCCGCGCUGAGACAGGGACCAGACAGCUCUACCUUUUUUUGUUGAUGAUAUUAAUAUCAGCAGUUUUUUUAAAAAAGUGAACCUUUUCUCAGUUUGAGGAUUGACUCAAUACUGAGCUGCUGCUUCAUUGAAAGGACAAGGUUUUACACCAUUUACACCUGAGUGAACUUUACAGACUGGAAUAAAAGGCUCGCUUCAUCUGUGCCUUAUUUAUAUUAGGUAAUGGCUAUGUACUGUAUUUCUAUGCUGAAAGUCCCAUCUGGAUUGUUUUCUAUUACGGCUACAUGCACAUACUGUAUUUUUUUUUUUUUUUUUUUUUUUGUCUAUUUUUAACUUUCAGAUUCAGUACAACCUACAGACAAUGCAUUUUCUACAAAUUCCAACUACAUUAAAUAUCUUUGUUUACACCAUA
This is a messenger RNA of Myripristis murdjan (pinecone soldierfish), 1445 nucleotides long. RefSeq names its product SRR1 domain containing (gene srrd). Gene Ontology annotation, cellular component: cytoplasm; nucleus. The transcript has 6 exons. The record is from RefSeq and is a predicted model, not a curated record. Bases 162 to 1043 code for a protein of 293 amino acids. Lineage: Eukaryota; Metazoa; Chordata; Actinopteri; Holocentriformes; Holocentridae.